ACUCUUUUAUUAUUAGUUGGCGGGGGUAAUGAGAAAUUAAGCGCGGGAAACGUUAAGCAGCUCGUCGUUGUGACAAUAAACCGUUCGACAGGGCGCGCGGCCCCUUUGUUUACUACGAGCGUUCACGCUUUUUGCUUUACUUGUCCCUCUUAUGACCUUUCUGUGGGGUUUUAUACAUUCACGAAUGAAAAUAACAUACUGCAACUCUUUCGUCUUUUUUGAUCAUAUAUAAAUAGAUGACAUAUGGACGGAGACGGCUCAACCACAGAUGCCUCCCAGCUUGGCAUAACAGGAGAAUAUAUGACUGGUGGACACUAUGUUCUCCAAUCUCAAGAUGAUGAGGGUGAAGAGGGACUCAAUGACCAUGAGGAUGGGAAUGGAAGCAAAGAUAACUUUAGGGAACAAGACAUCUUUCUCCCCAUCGCCAACGUCGCCCGAAUCAUGAAGAAUGCAGUUCCCCAAACUGGAAAAAUUGCCAAGGAUGCCAAGGAAUGUGUUCAGGAGUGUGUUAGCGAGUUCAUCAGUUUCAUCACUUCAGAAGCCAGCGAGAGGUGCCAUCAGGAGAAGCGCAAGACCAUAAACGGGGAAGACAUCCUGUUUGCCAUGUCCACUCUGGGCUUUGAUAUGUAUGUGGAGCCUCUUAAACAUUACCUGCAGAAGUUCAGAGAGGCCAUGAAAGGAGAGAAAGGAAUAAGUGCUGUAACUGUAUCUGAAGGCAUGGGGGAGGAGCUUGCAGAUGACACUUUCACAAAUCAACUACCUGCAGGGAUUAUAACAGCUGACGGACAGCAACAAAAUGUGAUGGUUUACACGACUUCUUAUCAGCAGAUCCCCGGUGUUCAGCAGCUUCAGUUCUCUUGAAUAUGCACUGCGUAAAGAAACCAACACUUAUCCUCAAAAAUGCAACCUCCAUAUUUCCACACACAAGUAAAGGUCAUGAAUGGUUGGGGCUGUUCAUCAAUACUUCUGUGAACCCAUUUCUUGUGCUCUUUGAGGGUCAAAGUUUAGCCUGUUUUGUGUGUGGUCUGUGAAGACUCAUUGUUAUUUUAAGUGACUAGUUUGUUUGAUGUUACUUUUUGUUUUCGUCAUGCAUUUGGAGUUUUAUGCAUUAGGUUUAAAGGUGUUCUAAGGGGUAAUUCACCUCAGUCACACUAUUCAAGCAAUAAAAAGAGAACAUGUGAAUCUUCCCGCA
Triplophysa dalaica is the source of this 1192-nucleotide messenger RNA. RefSeq names its product nuclear transcription factor Y, beta b (gene nfybb). Bases 244 to 861 code for a protein of 205 amino acids. Gene Ontology annotation, biological process: regulation of transcription by RNA polymerase II. Gene Ontology annotation, cellular component: CCAAT-binding factor complex; nucleus. Lineage: Eukaryota; Metazoa; Chordata; Actinopteri; Cypriniformes; Nemacheilidae. The transcript is spliced from 7 exons. Gene Ontology annotation, molecular function: DNA-binding transcription activator activity, RNA polymerase II-specific; protein heterodimerization activity; RNA polymerase II cis-regulatory region sequence-specific DNA binding. The record is from RefSeq and is a predicted model, not a curated record.